Molecule: messenger RNA, 507 nt
Organism: Symphalangus syndactylus (siamang)
Lineage: Eukaryota; Metazoa; Chordata; Mammalia; Primates; Hylobatidae
Product: small ribosomal subunit protein eS19-like
Biological process (GO): ribosomal small subunit assembly; translation
Cellular component (GO): ribosome; cytosolic small ribosomal subunit
Molecular function (GO): RNA binding; structural constituent of ribosome
Source: RefSeq, a predicted model, not a curated record
CGCGGAGGCCGCAUGAUGUCUGGAGUUACUGUAAAAGACGUGAACCAGCAGGAGUUCGUCAGAGCUCUGGCAGUCUUCCUCAAAAAGUCUGGGAAGCUGAAAGUCCCCGAAUGGGUGGACACCGUCAAGCUGGCCAAGCACAAAGAGCUUGCUCCCUACGAUGAGAACUGGUUCUACACGCGAGUUGCUUCCACAGCGCGGCACCUGUACCUCCCGGGUGGCACCGGGGUUGGCUCCAUGACCAAGAUCUAUGGGGGACGUCAGAGAAACGGCGUCAUGCCCAGCCACUUCAGCCGAGGCUCCAAGAGUGUGGCCGGCCGGGUCCUCCAAGCCCUGGAGAGGCUGAAAAUGGUGGAAAAGGACCAAGAUGGGGGCCGCAAACUGACACCUCAGGGACAGAGAGAUCUGGACAGAAUCGCCAGACAGGUGGCAGCUGCCAACAAGAAGCAUUAGAACAAACCAUGCUGGGUUAAUAAAUUGCCUCAUUCGUUAAAAAAAAAAAGAAAA